CUUCCUCAAAUGCAAUGAGCAGUGUGCCGAGAGCGGCCCCAGCCUUUUGGUGCAGGCUGGGGCUACGCUGCUGCAUCCCCACGCAAAGCGGGGGAACAAAAAGUGGAUCAAAAAAGGCGCUGUUGCCUCCGCGGUGUUGGGGAAGCAAGACAAGAGCUUUACAGGACAGCAGAGCAGGAAAGGACUUUUAUGGGGUUGCUCGCAGCCGCUCGCAGAUGAGGGAGGAGGAAGUACGUUGGCAAAUCAACCCUCGCCGAGCUCUUGCUCUUCGUGGGGGGAAUUGCACCCCGGUCGCAGGAUCCCUGUGGGGCUACCCAAGCUCCACUUCAGCCCGUCUCCUAAGUGUGCCCCCUCGAAAAACAAAAAUAAGCUCUUUCUGAUCCAAAAUGUCCCUCAAGCUGCCGCGGAACUGGGAUUUCAACCUGAAAAUGGAUGCUGCGAAAAUAGCCCGCUCCAAGAGCGUGAUGAGCGGUGAGGCAGCAGGCGCCCGGCCAGGCUCCCCCAACCCACUGGAGCGGCCCCUGAAGAUCGGCUGGCUGAAAAAGCAGCGCUCCAUUGUCAAGAACUGGCAGCAGCGGUACUUCGUGCUCAAGGGUCAGCAGCUCUACUACUACAAGGAUGAGGACGAUGUCAAGCCGCAGGGCUGCCUGUCUCUCCAAGGAAGCACCAUAAAGGAGGUAGCUGGCAAUUCAGAGGAAGGAGGGAAAUUUAUCUUCGAAAUCAUCCCAGGGAUCUCUGGAGAUCUGAACCGGGCAGGGCAGGACACCUGCGUGCUCAUGGCCACUUCGCAGUCCGAGAUGGAGGAGUGGGUUAAAUCCAUCCGACGGGUGCUGGGCUCAGCGUCAGGAGCGGUGUUUGGCCAGCGCUUGGCGGAGACCAUGGCCUAUGAGCAGAAAUUCGGGCAGCACCAGGUGCCCAUCCUGGUAGAGAAGUGUGCUGAGUUUAUCCGGGAGCACGGCGUGAGUGAGGAGGGUAUAUUCCGCCUCCCUGGCCAGGACAACCUCGUGAAACAACUCAGGGACGCCUUUGAUGCUGGGGAAAGGCCAUCAUUUGACCGGGACACGGAUGUGCACACCGUGGCCUCCCUGCUCAAGCUCUACCUGCGGGAGCUCCCUGAGCCGGUUGUGCCCUGGAUACAGUAUGAGGAUUUCCUGCUGUGUGGACAGGUGCUGGACAUGGAUGAGAGAAAGGGUCAUCAGGAACUUCUGGAGCAACUGUCCCUCCUUCCCAGAGACAACUACAAUCUCCUCAGCUAUAUCUGCAGGUUUCUACAUGAAAUACAGCUGAACUCUAGCGUCAACAAGAUGAGUGUGGAUAACCUGGCAACAGUUAUUGGAGUGAACCUCAUCAGACCCAAGAUAGAGGAUCCUGCAACUAUUAUGAGAGGCACACUGCAGAUCCAGAAAGUGAUGACUGUGAUGAUCAGUGAUCAUGCAGACCUCUUUCCCCCAUCCAAGGAUGUGCUGCCCUCCCCACCGACCCAACAAAAUGACAAGAAAGCUCCCAUCCCACGCAGCUCAGUGGGCUGGGAUGCUGCAGAGGACACCAUGGUGCCCAGGGCAGACAGCCUGAUCCAAAGGCAAACGGUAAAGAGAGGCAACCUGAAUGCCAGCAGUGCUCCCAGACUGGCUGUCAGCUCAAGUGCACCCAGCGAAGAUAACGGCAUGCCACCUUCCAAAGAUACACCGGGAAUGUGGAAAGCACAAUCAAGGAAAAGAACUCAAACUUUACCUAACAGGAAAUCUUUCCUGACAGCUGCUUCUCCGGGGGAGAAAGGCAACAAUGACAAAAAUGACAUAUUUGCCAGUGACUUUUGGAAAGGCUCCCCAGGGAGCAGCAUGCACUCCGUAACCUCUGAAGGACAUAAGAGAACAUUAUCCCACGAUCUUUUCAAGCUGCUUGAUCUUCACCGGGCUUCAACUUACGACAACGUGCCUACCUCUCCAGCAGAAAGUGGAGAAGGCAGCAGCUCCAGCCCCAUCCCUGCAAGCAGCAGCUCUGAUAAGGAAUUCCAACCCUGUCCUAGUCCCAGCCACCAGUCAAAGGAGCCGUCCAGUCCUGCCAGCAGCCCUGCUGAGGUCUCCCAGCUUGCUCCAGAAAGCAAGGAGUUUCUGCAAAACAUGAUCCUGAAGCUGGAGAAAGAAAUGGAGGCACAAAAAAAUGACUAUGAGGAACAAAUUAAGAGCCUCGAGAAGGAAAACUAUGAAGUCUGGGCCAAAGUGGUGAGGCUGAACCAGGACAUUGAGAGGGAGAAGAAGAAGUCUGAGGAACUUGAGCUGAAGCUGUUGAAUGUGGAGCAUUCACGGGAGGACUUGGAGAAGAAAAACAAGAUGCUUGAGGAGGAGAUAAAAAACAUUGCUAAAUCUAGGAGCAAAAAUGAUGCCAAAACCAACUAGGUGAAGAUACUCAGCUGGGCAAAAACAUAAAAUGCAGCUGCAUGAAUCCAAAGGAAUUGCCAAGCAGGAUCAGAGCCAGGGACUUGUAUUGUCUGAUUUCCUUCUACUGACCAUGGGCUGGUGUAGAGGAUGGAGCCCAGAAGUUAGAGUGUAGUUUAGGCUCUGAAACAGGAAAUUUCAAAAAUAUUUUUUAGCUUUUUUUUGGUGUGUGUUUUUUCAACUCCUCUUUUGGCUGCUCAAGUUACCUACAGAGCUGGCCAACACCUCUUGCUGCUCAAUCAAAAUAUCUUGCAUGCAGGAGUUCAGGUUAAGGAUACAGGAUGGCUUUAUAAAAAACACAAAAACAAACAAACAAAAACCAUCAAGAGUCCUUCUUGCCAACCAGCUGGCUCUUUGUUGGAGACACCAACAGUGCUUCUGAGUGGAACAAAACGUCCAUAAAUCCUGGAUUUGGGCAGAUGGAAAAAACCCAAGGUCUAGGGUGGCACAGCUUGUCUCACAGUGUCCCUGGAUGCUGUGCUGCAAAUGCUGUCAGCAAAGAAAAUGAAACAUUUGCAUUAAUACAUGCACUCAAUUAUUGCUCUUAUAGAGCAAGAGAUGCCCAUACAGCCUAUCGGGUCCAUCGAGAAGUCUCAUACUGCAUCACUUGAUGUGCUGUGCCUUUGAUAUCAAGGCUCUGGGUGUAAAAUCACAAAAAUUGCAAAAGCCUCCUUACUUAAAUGGUUGUUCAGUUAUUUUAAGUCACUGAUCCUUAUUGUCAUUUGUAUAUAGAUCCUGCACAGCUGAUGUUGAGGCUUUGAAGAGCAGUUUCACACAUCUGUACACAGAGCUCUUUGUGCAGCGGGAGUCCACCAGCAACUUUACCCGGUACAGAAAAUGGAUUUUCUGCCAUUUUCCUGGCAGUUUUCAGACAAUAAUAGAUCUGGAUUUAUUUCCUGCCUCCAUUUUCAUUUUUCAUUAUUUCGUCAUUGUAGAAUAGAAUUCCAAUGGCCACCUCAGUGGAAACCUGGGUUUGCAGCACAGUGAUGAUACUGGAUCUCUCUCCAUCACUUGCUGUUGUCGGCAUAAGAACUAACUGAACCCGAGGGUCUCAUGGUGCAGGUUUGGCAAACUGUAAACCUGUUGCUUUGGCUGCUUGUUUUUCCACUCUCUGCAAGGACUACAAUGCUGCUGAAGCUUUGGUGUAGGAAAGAAAAUAACAGGACUCUGAAACCUUUCACUUAUUUAUGUUCAGAAGGGUGACCCACAAUACACAGCCUCAGCCCAGCCAUCAUGGGAACAGAAAGGGGAUCUGCAAUGGUUUUGAACCGAGACUUCUUGGACCAAAUGCAUGCUUCUGUGCCAAGCACAGUGGGAGUUAAUGCAACAACAUUGGAUAACUGUUACUGAGGACUUGACAUGAAAUUUCUGCUCAAGACAAGAUGCAGACUUGCUUGGCAGAGCCUGCAUGAGAAAAAAAAGGACUGGAGAGUGAAAGGGAUGCAGGGAAAAGAGGUAAAUGGGAGUGGAAAAAUGUUAAUAGAUAAUAAAAGUCAAUAGUGGGUAUACUGCACUUGCUGCUGUCAGCCUUGCUGUGGGGGAGUAGUGUAACACUAAAAUCAAGCCCAGCUCCUUAGGCUCAAGCUUAGAGUCAGUUUCCUGCACUGAAUCCACCCUUACUCAGCCAUGGAUGAAAAGUACAGGCAAAGGAAAGAUUUGUGAAAGUUGAGCUGCAUUUAGGAGUCUGACCUAUAACCAGCUCAUUCCACCAAUAAACUCCAGGUGGUUUUCCUUUCCUUAGGAUCCCCAGAGACUACACAGCUCCUCAAUUCCCUGUCCUCAAACCAUCACACCAGGUAUUUUUUUUUUCUGGAAUCUGACAUGGGAUGACUGCAAAAUCACAGUGCUUUCCUCCAAAUAGAGGGGUUCCUGGUGCAAACUGACCCACAGCCAAGGUCAUCUGCUCUUGCAAUGAUCAAAUCUGAUCAAAACGUUUCAAAUCUGAAACUUGAUAAUUGGAGAUCUCAGCAAGGAUUACAGUAGCCCUUUGCAUUGGUCAAGUGGGGCUGGUGCCCACAGCCUUAUGGAGGGAUGGCCAUCAUGAAGAAGACCCCAGGGAGGACAAUGCAACCUCCAAAAGGCUUAGUCAUCUUUAAAGCUGAGCUAUCCAAGCCUCACUAUCAUAUUGCCCAUUGCCUGCAUGCCCUGCAUGCUAUGGCAUCCCAAGACAACACAUUUCUUGCAUCCCAAAGUCUCUUUCUGGCAUCUCUACCACCAUUGGCACUGCAAGUCACAGUCCCCCCCAUGCACCUAUGGGAUCCAUGUCUUCCCAACACUCAGAUCAAGAGGUUUCCAAAAUGCCCAUGAGAUACAUUUCACUUUCCUUCAUUUCAGAGUAACUUGCUCCCAUUCAUGGUUGUUUAAUAUGUGAUUUCAGAUAACCUUGAGAGUACUGCUUCAGUGUUUAAUUUUUUUUUUUAUUUUUUUUUACCUUUUUAGGGAUCUAGUUAGUAAUCUGGCCAUGAGAAGCCAUUUAGAGAGAGACUUCUCUUUCGGGUCUAGGAGAAGCAUCAGGAGCAUCUGGGCUGGAAAUGCCACAUGUUCCUUUCUGUGAAGAUCAAAAGUGUGAAGAGGCAAAUAAUUCCUUCAUAGCUCACAAUAGGCCAUAGUGACGUGAAAAGGCUUGGCUGUGGCUCAGAAGUCUCUGCGAUUAGGACAAGUGCACGUUAAUUUAGUAUAAACUGCACAUUCCUCCACUUCCGUUGCAGAUAGGCAAAAUAACCUCUAUCAAACUACGUCUGUUUCUGAAGAGCAGAGUAACUUCUUUGAAGAUAUUCUGCCCAUUAAAAAUUGAAGUGUUUAUAGUGGCCAUAUUUAAAAGAUAGACUUUCCAAUGAGGUCAGGUGGUCUGGAAAUUCCCAAGUGCACAGGGGAAGCAAGCAGCCUCUGGGAAGCAACAUGGGCAUCUUAUGAGCUGGUUAUGUGAGAUAAUGAUUUAUUUUUAUUAAAAAGAAAAAAAAAAAGAAAAAAGAAAAAAAGAAAAAAAGUAGGCUUUACCAGUAGAAAGAGAUAGCAAUAUGUUUAGAAAAGCACAGACCUGCCCAUGUGGACAGACCCGUGGAAAUUUUGCAGCCUCAAGGGCACAUCCUCUCUGCUCAGCCACACAAAACCCAGAGCUGCACCUGAACACUGGCAAUACCCAAAUACUGCUCUGGAUUUAAUGCACUUCCAGAGCUUCUGUUGGGGACACCAGAACAUGAGAUCUCCAAAAACUGACUGAUGCAAGGCCUAGAUUUGCCUCCUCCUUUUCUUUUUGCAGGCUAGCCAUGAAACCUUUUAGGGAAGGAGUAGCAGAGAAUGGCUCUUCUGUUCCCAAAGCAGAGGUUGCUGCUCCUCUGUGCUGCAAAGGACAUUAAAACACUCACAGAGGGUUGCUUAGGCGCUGCUUUUCACCUCAGCAGGAUUUAAACAUUGAUUCUGUAAGUGUGAAACUGGUACUAUCAUGUAAAUAUAUAUAUAUAUAUAUAUAUAUAUAUAUAUACUAUAAAAGGAUAAGGAUAAAAAAUAAACCCAGUAGAAAUAUCUAUUUCAGUCCUGUCCUGAGCAUCAUAGAUUUGGAAAGUUGCUUCACCAAAAAGGCAUUUU
Molecule: messenger RNA, 6020 nt
Organism: Oxyura jamaicensis (ruddy duck)
Lineage: Eukaryota; Metazoa; Chordata; Aves; Anseriformes; Anatidae
Gene: ARHGAP25
Product: Rho GTPase activating protein 25
Exons: 11
Coding region: 387-2396 (669 amino acids)
Biological process (GO): activation of GTPase activity; negative regulation of small GTPase mediated signal transduction; signal transduction
Cellular component (GO): phagocytic cup
Molecular function (GO): GTPase activator activity
Source: RefSeq, a predicted model, not a curated record